Haliotis rubra (blacklip abalone) is the source of this 809-nucleotide messenger RNA. Its product is annotated as ADP-ribosylation factor-like protein 3. The record is from RefSeq and is a predicted model, not a curated record. Gene Ontology annotation, biological process: cilium assembly. Gene Ontology annotation, molecular function: GTPase activity; GTP binding. The transcript has 6 exons. Lineage: Eukaryota; Metazoa; Mollusca; Gastropoda; Lepetellida; Haliotidae. Gene Ontology annotation, cellular component: cytoplasm; microtubule cytoskeleton. Bases 97 to 639 code for a protein of 180 amino acids.
UACCAGACUCUUACGAAUGGAAAGGCUGAAAUAAGGAGUACGCAGAAAGAUCUGACGUCACACGUAGUUACCCCAAACUAAGAUAAUUCAUCAAAAAUGGGUCUACUUCAACUGUUGAGGAAGCUGAAGUCAUCUCCUGACAGGGAACUAAGAAUCUUGUUAUUGGGGCUGGACAAUGCUGGCAAGACAACUCUACUGAAGAAGUUGGCAUCUGAAGAUGUAUCCCACAUAACACCCACGCAGGGAUUCAACAUCAAGUCUGUGCAGUCGGCCGGCUGCAAGCUGAACGUGUGGGACAUUGGCGGGCAGAGGAAGAUCAGACCAUACUGGAAGAACUACUUCGAUAACACAGAUGUAUUGCUGUACGUGAUUGACAGCAGUGACAAGAAACGAUUUGAAGAAACAUCAGAGGAACUGAAGGAGCUUCUGGAAGAAGAAAAGCUGUCCGGUGUCCCUCUUGUGGUGUUUGCCAACAAACAGGAUCUGCUGACUGCUGCCUCCCCAUCCGAAAUCUCCCAAGGAAUUGGUCUGCAGAGUAUACGGGACAGGAAGUGGCAGAUCCAGGCCUGCUCAGCAGUCACGGGGGAGGGGGUUAAGGAUGGGAUGGAGUGGGUGAUGAAGAUGGUGAAGAAGAAAUGAAGACAGCUGUCAUCUAAGACAAUCACUCAUUAUUCUGUACAUGGUUAGGGUUAACUGAGGGAAGGGGGGCUCUGUCCAUCUUUAUGUUACCUUGAGUUACCAUGGCGAUGACAUGUCAGUGUCACAACACAUGGCACAAUGAAUAUCAAAUUGCAAGAAUAUCAAAUUGU